Messenger RNA from Drosophila bipectinata, 5193 nucleotides. It is a transcript of the gene Als2, whose product is annotated as Amyotrophic lateral sclerosis 2. Lineage: Eukaryota; Metazoa; Arthropoda; Insecta; Diptera; Drosophilidae. The record is from RefSeq and is a predicted model, not a curated record. Gene Ontology annotation, biological process: regulation of GTPase activity; endosomal transport. Gene Ontology annotation, cellular component: intracellular membrane-bounded organelle; cytoplasm. Gene Ontology annotation, molecular function: guanyl-nucleotide exchange factor activity; small GTPase binding.
UAAAGAGACCACAAAAUCAUCACAAAAACAUGAAAACGUAUUAGCCACUUAAUAACAAGCGAAAAAUCAACUUUUUCGCCCAUUGACAACCCAAACCGCGUUCCGAUCCAAAAGAUAUAAUGUACGGCUAUCGAUCGGAAGCAUAGCGUUAAUUCGAUAGGGUGCAGCAUGUGAGAGAAUCCUGUAGUGCAAUUUCAAUUGCGUCGUGUUACAAAACCUUGGCCUGGCUGGCCAGAAAGUCAACAACAACUCGGGCUCAGGCACGAUGAUGGCCAGUGAAGCGGAUGCAACGACCUCCGGCGAUCAGGAGUCCUUCGACAUAUACUACGAAGGUCAACGCCUGCAGCUCCACUGGCGUGGAGUGCCUCCCUUGACAAGAUCGCCCGCAUCUUGCAUCCGCCGUAUAGGCGAGUCAUUGCUCCUCCUGACCACCGACCACGCCCUUUACUCCGCCCACUUGCAGGCUAAUCGUAGCUCUCUGGAGCUGGAACUCCUGCGCACGGAUAUCCUGGAUAUAGACUUUUGCUCAGGUAGCCAAGAACUCUUCGUGGUGCUCACAAAUGGCUCAGUACAGCGACAGGUGGUUACGGGAUCUGGCAGAGAAAUCCACCAUCCGCACACCUGGCAGACACUCAGCUUCGAUCCCCUGGAACUGCUGGCUGAGGGUGUUCGUAUCCGAAGAGUCUGCUGUUCCACCCAGGGAGUGGUCUUCGUGGGCUCAGCCGGAGAAACUUACGUGAUGGGCAGUUGUGGAGAGGUCUUUAACUCGGAGAAACAGCCACGUCACAUGCGGCUCUACGAGGAGGGUAAGGAACUGCUCGAUCUGGCCGCAGGCAACGAACACUUUGUGAUGCUGGUGGCUCCAUAUAACAUUGCGGACGAUGUGCUCCAGCUGCCGGUGGCCAGCAGCAAAGACGAUGCUGAGGACGAACGUGCCUCCGUUAAAUCCCUAAGCAGCGGGAAUUCGGAACGAAGCUUUGCAGCGAAUACACGGCAUCUGCUGCAUCAGGGCUAUGCCCUGCUCCACACUCAAAUAUUCACUUUUGGAGCAUCGAACAAUGGCCUACUUGGAACAGGAGAUCAUAUCCGAAGAGCAAAUGUGGCGCGACUUCAGAAGCUAGACAGUAUGGGUGUCUGCAGCAUUGCUGCCGGACUGGAGCAUACUGUGGCCAGGACCCUGGACGGCCGCCUCUAUCAUUGGGGCUUAAAUACUCACCAGCAGCUGGGCGAGGAUGUGAGCUCGCCCAUGGAAAUCACCAUCUCGGAUCAAGCAGCCUAUCUGCCGCCGGAGCAGAAAUCAGCCCUUGAGGCCACUUGCGGAGAUUACCAAACCCUGUUUCUGAAUGCGGAGGGACAAGUCCAAUCGCUGCAGCCGCCACCGCCCUUGCGGCACCUGCAGCAGUCCAGCACCUUUGCCCAAACUUUGCUGCAACUUCAACUGGGAGCGGCAUGGCCCCAGCAGCUGCGACUCCUCAUGUGCUCCGGUGGAUAUACACUUCAAAACCAUCGGCAGUUCCAGCGGCAGUACCACUACUACCUGAGCCACCUUCAAUCGCAGCUGCAGCUGCUCCUGAAGCAUCGCCAGGCAGUCCAAACUCUCGAAAUCUGGCAGCGUCAAUCCGCGCUGGAGGCACUCAGCGCCCUGGGCCCACUGCUGGUCAGCUGGAACCGGAUGCUGUGCCUGCUGGUGGCCACGUUGCACUCACUGGAGGGUUUCUACCGGGCGGACUUUGUGCAGCCCGCGGAUCUGCUGUUUAUCUGCCACCACAAGGAGUACAUCGAUCUCUUCGAUGCCUACACCAAGGCAUAUUGCGAUAUCUAUUCCGUGAAUGGAUUUGGCGAAGCGGUGGCCUCCAUUUUGUGCCUGAACAGCCCCCUGGCGGAGCUGAACGAGGAGAGCUAUGUCACCAGAUUGUUCCAGCAACCCUUCAGCAUAUAUCAGCUAUUUGUGCAGUUUAUGGAGCUGCUGGUGAGGACGCAGCCGGAGUACGGUGAGCACCGAGUUGCCUGGGCGGAGUUCGCGCGUCUUAGCUGCAUCAGCCAGGAGUUGGCAGUGAACACCAGGGAUUUCUGGAGCAGCAAUGACCGGAAUCCCAGAAUAGUGCAGUUUAGACGACGUCAGCGACGUGUGAUUCUGACCUCCACGUUGGUGCCAUUAAAACUGGUUACUUCGGGUAUCGGUAGAGUGUCCAGCAACAGCUUCAUUCUGUUCUCCGACUUUCUCUGCCAAGUGAGCGGUACCUCCUUGUACUCUUAUCCCCUGACCACUUUGUGGGUCUGGUCGGAGGGUGACAUGUGCCUUCGUUUGACGACUCCGGAAAAGAGCUUAGUGGUGGCCACGCGUACGCAAGAGAUGCGAAAAGUAUGGCAGGACCAGCUGCAAUCGAGCAUUGUGGCAGCCCUUGGGAGACCUCUGGGCAGUCCAGUUCCUAGCUCACGUUCUACAGGCUAUGAAUUUAGUCGGGAACAUCCCAAAUUCUCCCGGGUGAAAGCUUGUGGUACUUGGAGGAAGGGUGUCUUGCACGGUAACUGCUACUUGGAGUACCCGGAUGGAAGUGUCUAUUGUGGGGAACUGCACCAAGGAGUCAUCGAAGGUUACGGAAAGAUGGUGAUUCCUUCGUCGGGACUCUACGUCGGCCACUUCAAGGGAGGGCGCUUUCACGGACAUGGAGUCUACGAAAUCCACUCGAAGGAUUCACCCGAGAGCGAAGUAUACGAGGGUAACUUUUGCGAGGGGCUGUUUCAUGGCCACGGAAUGAUGCGAAACAAUCGCUACAUCUACGUGGGCGAGUACCAGGCCAAUGCCAGGAGUGGGUAUGGAGUAAUGGAAGACCUAGUGACGGGGGACAAGUACAUGGGCAUGUUCGUGGAUAACAAGCGGUCUGGAAUCGGCAAUUGCAUCACCAAUCAUGGCGAUUACUUCGAGGGCAACUUUGCCGGCGACGAUCUGGUGGGCAAUGGGGUGGCUGUCUUCGAGAAUGACUACUACUAUGAGGGCGAACUGACGCUCCACGGUCCUAAUGGUCGCGGGGAGUACUAUAUGCCCAACAGCGACGCAGGGGCUAGUAGUGGAUCUGUGGAUGCCAAUGGCGAGGCUGAUGACUGCUGUGAACUGAUUGGAAACAAGAUGUUCGGUCAACUGAGCGGCAGUUGGGAGACAGUUCGCAUCCAGGCAGGAGAGCUGGUGCUCAAUAGACGGUUUCCAAAGUAUCCCAGCUCCUUGGGCCGCCAAGUGGUGGAUCACAAUCGCAAGUGGCGUUCCUUGUUUCACAACUUUGAAUCCGACCUGGCUAACUGUACGGCCAGCAACCCUGGAAGCAAUCAAUCAGCAGCAGGCGGCACGCUCCGGAAACCCUCGAAAACCUCGCUGAGUACGGCUCAGAUUUGGAACUGCAUUGCCGUGUACAUGAGCAAGCAGAGAACUCGAGAGGGCUCGAAGCCGGGAAACUAUUUCAACAACAUCCUUCUCAGCCUACCCUUGCCGCAAAAGACUUCGUCGCCCUUGGCCAAGGCGCGAUCCACCACGAACACCCUGAACAAGCUACAGUCGGAGGCUGCUACGGUCCUGAACUUCUUGGACUUUCCACCGCGACGCAUUCACUCCCAGGAGACGCUAAACAGCAAGCCGGGUGGCCUGCAGCGGGCGGACAGUCUGCUUUCCAUGGGUCACAAUUCGUCGCGGGAUUUGGAUACAGGCAGCCUGGCUAGUUUCCAGUUAGACCAGAGCCUGCUAAACAGCACCUUCAAUGGCGAUGAAUCUACCAAUAUCAACGAGGCCUUUGCCACCAACAAUAACAAUAGCAUAUCAAAGCAUAUGAACAACAGCGAUAGCUCCAUUACCUCGACAACAUCGACCAGUGCAAUGCUCGACCAAGUGCCAAGUUUCGGCAUGGCUAGUACCCUUACAGAGCAGGAUGUGGCCUCGAUACGGCUUUAUUUAGAGCAGGCCUUUAAAGAUCGUCACCAUCCUCUGUACGCAUUGAAUGAACGUAUAGCGAAUUGUUUCCACUACUCCUACGGGUAUUGGAAGGUGAAGCCCACGCCAAUCCUGGCCAAGCAGGCGAUGCGGGAGUGGGAGUCUAUAUCACGUCGCAUUUACCGCUUUAUUCGCAAGAUGUUUCCCGCUCUGCCGGAGGACUACUGCCACAUGGAGGUCAGCCGAGAGGUAAUCUCUCACAUCACUUUGCUCUACCCGCUGGUACUCUCCGAAGGCAUAUACUCCACCCUGUUUGUUUUGUACGCGAACAAGUACAGUCGCAAGGACGAGAUGUACAGGCAAAAUCUAAACUAUGCUGAGAAGCUGAAGGACCAAGAACUCGUUGAACUCAUGGGCCAUGAGAGUUUCCUGCACACUGUGAUGCUGGAUCCCAAGUUUGAGGAGUCGGUGCAGACAUUGAAGCAACUGCAGGAGAAGUUUAGUCCCCAGGACAUGUUGACUGUGAUACAGCGCAGCACGCAACUACUGACGGAAGCCUAUGAGCAUGCUAUGGCAGCCAACGCUGCCCAGCUUAAUGCGGAUAACAUGAUACCGCUGACCAUGCUUACUAUGCUGCGUGCUGCAGUUCCCCAUUUGGGAGCAGAGCUGGCCCUGCUGGACGAUCUGACGGGUGGCCCCAAUUUCCAGGCCGAGAUGAACGGAAUGGCGGGCUACUGCUACACCACACUGAAAGCCGCCUACGAGCAUGUUACUCUGCGGGCUCUGCAAAAGACCCCUUGAGUGGCAGCCUGCUGUAAUGUUUAAUUUUGUUUUUGUUUUUAAUUGGAUGUUUUCAUCGAUUGGUUGCUCAAGGUUGCAUUAUUAUUUAAAACUCAAGCGAAUCUAGCAAAUGAAUCCUUUCUAUAUAUACUUUACAAGCCUAGGAAAAUGUUAAUGCUUUGUUAGAUUUGCUUUAGCCUUAGUCCUAAGUAUUAUAAGGCACCUUGUCGGCUUUGUUGAGCUUCGAUAAGGGAACUUGGGCAACCACAAACGUAGCUUGCCCGUUUAUAAUGUGUAUAUACCCCAAAAGACCCAACUCCCUCAUAAGCCUAAGCGAGCUAUGAUCGUGUACAGGAGCUGAUCGACGUAGAAAAUAUUUGCGAGUAUGUAUCCCUAUUAUCCCCACGUGUAUUUAUCUUAUCUGUUUUUGUAUAUUCUAAGCAAACACAUUAACAUUCCGAUUAUCCACCAAACACCAAAUAAAUUAUUAAACUCAA